CGGGUCGCACCGGCGGGUCGCACCGGCGGCACGGCUCCGUUACACGCACCCCCGCGAUGGCCCCUCCCGCUGCUCCGGAGCCCAGCGCAGCGCCGUGGUGGAAUUACUUCUUCCUUUACGACGGCUCAAAGGUGAAGGAAGAAGGAGAUCCUACAAGUGCUGGCAUCUGCUAUUUUUACCCUCCUCAGACCCUUCCUGACCACCAGGAGCUGCUCUGUGGGCAGAUGGCCGGCGUGGUGCGCUGCAUGACCGAGAUCUCAGGAGCUCCUCCCAGCCUCAUUCGCCUGAGGAAGCUCAAGUUUGCUGUUGUGGUGGAUGGAGACUACCUGUGGGUUCUGGGCUGUGCUGUUGAGCUCCCUGAUGUCAGCUGUCAACGGUUCCUGGAGCAGCUGAUCAGCCUCUUCACCUUCUACAAUGGACCUGUGCACCAUGCCUAUGUGGUGUAUUCUCAGGAGGCUCUGAGCAAGAGGUGGGACAGAUACAUUGAACACGUCCAAAGAAACACCAAUGACCUCCACAGGAUCUUCAAUUCCCUCUGGAAUCUGGACAAAACCAAGGUGGACCCUCUGCUUCUGCUGAAAGCAGCUCUCAUCCUGCAGACCUGCCAACGUUCUCCCCAUGUCUUGGCAGGCUGCAUUCACUACAGAGGCCUGAUUGUGAGCACCCAGCUGCCUCCUUCUCUCACUGCCAAAGUUCUUCUCCAAGGAGAUGAGUCUCCAGCCCAGAGAGAGCCUGGAGGUGAGGAGCAGCAGGAGCCAGGUUCCCCGUGGCCGCAGGGUGUCCGCAUCAUCCCCGUGGUCCUGACGGCAGAGGAAGCCUCAACGCUCAGAGCCUUCCCAGUGGAGUGGAGGACAAGGUCACCCAUGUCUCCAGCAAGCCCUGAAGGAGAGCAGAAAGAGAAGAGUGCUCUGGAGGUUUUGGAAUCAGCAGGAGACCUGAAUAACAUCUCUCUGCAGGAGUCCCCUGAGCAAGCAUCAAGCCCAGCUGCCCCAGAAGAUGCUGUGCCAUCAAGCAGCCCUUUGAAGGGCUUCCCCAAAGUGGGAACCAGCACAAAGACUUCUCCAGCUGCAAAACUGACCAACCCAAGCAACAAAAGCUCAGAGCUUGGUAGAAAUUCAUCCUUGGCAUCAGAGAUAGGCACAGAGCAGCUGCCAAGCCCUUCCAUGCUCGAUGCUGCUGAAUAUGCUCAAGCUGCAGGCCCAUUUCUGGCAGGCUUUGCCUUUCCAAACCCUUAUGCCCAGGAGCAGGAGAGGCAGAGAUUGAGACAAUCCCUUAUGGACUCUGAGCAACGUGGUGUUCAAAGCUCUCCAGCCAGUGGCAGCCCAGCUCUCGGUGUUCAAAGCUCUCCAGCCAGUGGCAGUCCAGCUCUCGGUGUCCAAAGCUCUCCAGCCAGUGGCAGCCCAGCUCUUGGUGCUCAAAGCUCUCCAGCCAGUGGCAGCCCAGCUCUUGGUGUUCAGAGCUCUCCAGCCAGUGGCAGCCCAGCUCUCGGUGUCCAAAGCUCUCCAGCCAGUGGCAGUCCAGCUCUUGGUGUCCAAAGCUCUCCAGCCAGUGGCAGUCCAGCUCUUGGCUCUCCUUCCCAAGAGCUGAGCAAAAAGAGGCCAAGUCAGCAAGAUGAGCAAGGGACUCUGAGCCAAAAUGGUGUCCCUGGAGAAAGCAGUGGCACAGCUGGUGGCAACGUGCAGAGUUUGGACUGUUCAGCCACUGCUGUGCAAGCAGAGCUGCAGAGGAGUCAGCUGUCAGCUGCUGAGCUUCAGGAGAGCCUGCCUGGUGACCCAGCAGAGAGCACACACUGUGCCAGCAGCAGGGAGAGGGACUGGGCACCACAAGUGGGCAGUCUGGGAGCCCAGGCUGCUGUGGAGGCAGGCAGACCAUGCCAAGUGUUUAAGAUGAGCUUGUAUGUUCACUGCAUUAAGGGGCUUGUGCUGUCCCUCCUGGCUGAAGAGCACCUCCAGGAGGACCAGAGCUGUGUUGAGGAUGUGUACCACAGCAGCCUGGCUUCUCUGAAUGGCCUCGAGGUUCAUCUGAGGGAGACUCUACCCAAAGACUCCUCCUCAUGCUCCUCCUCAGCCAAGACAACCUACAGCUUCACCCACUAUGACUGCAUUCAGAACGUGCUCACAGCCAACCUGCCCCACACACCUGGUCCCCUGGAGCGGCACUUCCUGCGAGCCACCACACUGAUCCACUCGGACUUCAGCCAGCUCCCCACUGCCUCCGAGGUGAUCAUCAGGAAUGCCUCCACUGCCAUCUAUGCCUGCAGGAACCUCGUCCAGGAAACCUACUUCCAGCAGCUGGGUGCUCCACUGCGCAACUCUGGUGUCCCCAACCCCCACGACAGUGCCUUCAGCCUGCCCAGCAAGGCCAAGCAGAAGCUGCUGAAGCAUGGAGUCAACCUGCUCUGAGCCCAGCUGCUGGGACACUCAGCCUUCAUCUCCAGUGAGGAACAUCUCCAAGCUCUUCAUCCUGCAGGAGGCACAAGGCUCUGUGCCAGGUCCAUGGGGUCUGCUGCCUGCUGUGCCCUGAGAAAGGGCUGCUCUUGGUGCCCUGUUCCUGCACACUCUGUGUGCCAGGUCCAUGGGGUCUGCUGCCUGCUGUGCCCUGAGAAAGGGCUGCUCUUGGUGCCCUGUUCCUGCACACUCUGUGUGCCAGGUCCAUGGUGUCUGCUGCCUGCUGUGCCCUGAGAAAGGGCUGCUCUUGGUGCCCUGUUCCUGCACACUCUGUGUGCCAGGUCCAUGGUGUCUGCUGCCUGCUGUGCCCUGAGAAAGGGCUGCUCUUGGUGCCCUGUUCCUGCACACUCUGUGUGCCUGGGCUGGAGGAGCUGGCAUGAGCACUUACCAAAGCCUGAAGGUAGCAGCAUCUGUGUGUGCACACCUGAGACCUUUCAUGAUGCUCUGCCACCACUGAGUGCCUUGGCCUAGAGGAAAACCUCCUCUUGCUGUAAGCUACACAGACAUGAAGCUCCUGGGCAGCACUGGAGUCCAGAGAUGCCAGACACUGCAUCUGCCUGGGGUUCUGUGCCUGCACUUGCCCUGGGCAGAGCUGGGCUUUAUUUAUGUCCCUUAAUCCAUGGCAAUACCCCAGCCUGCCUUGCCUUGGCCAGCAGAGGUGAUGUUCUGCAUCUUCUCAGGAGAGCUGGAGCACAGCAAGUGCUGCAGAACUCCUCACAGGUGCUGUCAGGAGGAGGUUUAUGCUGGACCUGGAGCCAGGAGAUCCUUAUCCUGAUGGGUGAUGGUGCAGCAGAGUGCUGCCCACCAGCCUGCCCUGGUGAUGGUGGUGGGAACCUCCUGCCUGCUCCUCAGCUUUCUGUUUUCUCCCCUCCCUCCUGCCUCAGGACCUUGUUUCAUCUCCUUACUCUUGCUGCUCUGGCUCUGUUGACAGGAGAAAGCAACUGGGAGCCCUUAAGCUUAAGGACCAAAGAGGUUUUGUAGCCCUCAACAGAUGUUCUCCUUCUGCUUGGCUGGUAGUUCCCUCUUGGGGCUGGGGGGACUGGUGGUGACCUGGGUGAUGGAUACCUGCAGCUGGCUGGGCUGUGUUCCAGAGCCUGCUGCUGUUAACAGUUAUCACUGUCACUGGAAAAUAAAAAGAGAGCCCCCAAGGCUCACCCAAGUGAUGGGGCCAGAAUCUCA
Messenger RNA from Pogoniulus pusillus (Red-fronted tinkerbird), 3626 nucleotides. It is a transcript of the gene HPS4, whose product is annotated as HPS4 biogenesis of lysosomal organelles complex 3 subunit 2. Gene Ontology annotation, biological process: vesicle-mediated transport; melanosome assembly; protein targeting. The record is from RefSeq and is a predicted model, not a curated record. Lineage: Eukaryota; Metazoa; Chordata; Aves; Piciformes; Lybiidae. Gene Ontology annotation, cellular component: cytoplasmic vesicle; lysosomal membrane; BLOC-3 complex. The transcript is spliced from 13 exons. Gene Ontology annotation, molecular function: small GTPase binding; guanyl-nucleotide exchange factor activity. The coding region runs from base 57 to 2402 and encodes 781 amino acids.